AUGGAGACAAUAGAUGACUUCGAUACCAUUGACGUGGAAUUGGAUGAGUUUUUCAAACACAAACAAAGAAGUCGAUGCAAAUAUGAGUUCCUAAAUACUGUCACAGACGAAGCGCUUGACGAAUGCACCAUACCUGAGAUAAACCUAAAUGAUUUGGAAGGAAUGUCGGAAGAUGAAGCACCACAGGAGAAGCAGAGUGAUAGUGAAGGUGACGAUGAAGACAAAUUGCAAUUUCAAUAUUCAACCCAUGAUUCGAAGGUGAAAUGGAACAAUAUGAAGCCAGUUCUUGGAGAGAGGUAUGAAUCACCACACCAACUAAAGCUUUGUUUGAAAAACUACUCUAUAAGUAGGGGUUAUCCAAUUAGGUUCAAGAAAUGUGAUAGCGUAAGGCUCGUGGCUGUAUGUGCAAGUGACCUUGAGAAAUUUCAAUGUCCCUUUGUUGUAAGGGCAUCAUGGAUGAGCACUAAAAGAUCAUUCCAAAUCAAAAAAAUGGUUGAGCAACAUACCCGUGUUAGGAAUUUCCGUAGUGCUAAUCUUAUGGAUCCCACAUGGAUAGCUAGGCAGUUUCUGAAGGAGAUGAUUAGGAAACCAAAUCUGAAAUUUAAGGAAAUGCAAGCUAUUAUUCAAAUCAGGUUCCAUUGCAAGGUUUCAUGGUCAAAAUGUUACAGAGCAAAGUGUAGGGCAAUUUCUUUAAUAGAUGGAAAGUUGAGUGAUCACUAUGUAAAAGUUUGGGAUUAUGGACAUGAACUAAUGAGGUCUAAUCCAGGGAGUACAAUUCAAAUAUUUGUCACUGUAAACCCUGAUAACACUAUUACUUUCCAUAGAGUGUAUACAUGUUUUAAGGCUAUCAAAGAAGGAUGGAAAGUUGGUUGUCGAAGAGUUAUAGGGCUUGAUGGGAGUUUUUUGAAAGGACAAUGUAAAGGUGAGCUGCUAACUGCCAUAGGGAGGGAUGCAAAUAACCAUGUGUAUCCCAUUGCUUGGGCAGUAGUUGAAAAUGAGAACAAGCCCAACUGGCAAUGGUUCUUAGAACUAUUACAUGAUGACCUGGAAUUACAAGGAGACUUGGAUUUGUGUGUUAUUUCUGAUCAACACAAGUUGUAUGCAAAUUUCAGAAAGGUCUUCAGUGGUAUAGAGUUCAAGAAUAUGUUUUGGACAGUUGCCAAGUCAACUGUUGAAGGAGACUUCAAAUUGAAUAUGGAGAAGAUCAGAGAAGUCAAUCCUGCUGCUUAUCAUCAUUUGAUGGCAAAGGAGCAUAAAUCUUGGUGCAUGGCAUUUUUUAAAGGUGGAAUGGCAUGA
Molecule: messenger RNA, 1296 nt
Organism: Lactuca sativa (garden lettuce)
Lineage: Eukaryota; Viridiplantae; Streptophyta; Magnoliopsida; Asterales; Asteraceae
Source: RefSeq, a predicted model, not a curated record